This is a messenger RNA of Cercospora beticola, 915 nucleotides long. RefSeq lists its product as uncharacterized. The record is from RefSeq and is a predicted model, not a curated record. Lineage: Eukaryota; Fungi; Ascomycota; Dothideomycetes; Mycosphaerellales; Mycosphaerellaceae.
AUGCGAGCAUAUAAUGCCUUAGUGCUUCUGGUGUGGAGCGGGCUGAGUUGCGUGGUGAAAGCUGAAUCAGAGAAAGUGAGUCUGAUUGACAAAUGCAAUGCAUUCUGCGACUUUGUGUUCUAUGCUGAUGGCGAUGGACAGUAUCCGCUUUGCUAUGCUGGUUUCUGCAAGGACAACAAUUGUGUGAUUCAGCCUCAUAAUGUGACCUGGCCCUGCCCUGAAUUGAGUCCUUGCGAAGUAGAAGGAGCAGAAUGCUUCAUCGACACAUACCCAUAUCCGGACGCUCCUAUGAACCUGGGCUGUGGCGGCAGUGAAGCUGCGAAGGCGUUCAAAAAGAUCAGGAGCCAGGUCACGAAGAAGCCACGUCCGGAAUGGUGGGGACUUGUACACAAGUAUGAUGAGGAGUUGGGGAAGUAUUGGAAAGAAAGGGAAGAGAGGGAGUUGAAAGAGUUUGAUGGCUUGUUGAGUCCUUUUAUGGAGAAGAGGUUGAGGAGGUCGGGGAAUUUGCCGAAGGGGUAUGAUGCUAGGAAGAGGAGGAUGCAGAUUGAGAAGGAGGUGAGGGAGGAGAGGGAGAGGAAGGAAAUGGAAGAGAAGGAGGCGGUGGAGAGGAGGGAGAGGGAGGAGAGGGAGAAUAAGGAAAGGGAGGAACGGGAAAGGAAGGAGAGGGAAGAGCAAGAGAGGAAGACGAGGGUUGAGCAGGAGAAGAAGAAGAGGGCAGAGACAGAGAAGAAGGAGAAAGCAGAGCAAGAGAAGAAGAUGCAAGAGCAAGAGGACGAGAAGAAGAUACUGGGGAGCGAGAAGGAGAAGAAAGUCCAAGCGAGCAGGGAAGUGGAGGAAAAAAGAAAGGAGGAGAAGCUUAAAGAUGUGGUUGAGGAGGCUGAAGAGGAAGGUGAACAAGAGAAAUCGGAGCUGUGA